Molecule: messenger RNA, 981 nt
Organism: Glarea lozoyensis ATCC 20868
Lineage: Eukaryota; Fungi; Ascomycota; Leotiomycetes; Helotiales; Helotiaceae
Product: Barwin-like endoglucanase
Exons: 3
Coding region: 1-981 (326 amino acids)
Biological process (GO): carbohydrate metabolic process
Cellular component (GO): extracellular region
Molecular function (GO): cellulase activity; cellulose binding
Source: RefSeq, a predicted model, not a curated record
AUGCUUUUUCCAGCAGCUACCCUUCUUACUUUCCUUCCACUGAUUCUACAAGCCUCAGCGCAGUCAAGCGGAAAAACAACCCGUUACUGGGACUGUUGCAAAGCGUCAUGCGGAUGGAAAGGCAAAACCACCCUCGCAUCUGGUUCAACCCCCGUCGGUUCUUGCGAUAAACAAGAUAAACCUCUCACAGAUUUCGAGGCGGUUUCAGGUUGCAACAAUGGAGGAGCAUAUAUGUGCUCGAACCAAAGUCCUUGGGCUGUGAGCGAGACUUUGGCAUAUGGAUUCGCAGCAACCUCACUUUCGGGUGGGACUGAGAGCUCGUGGUGUUGUGCUUGUUAUGAGUUGACUUUCACGAGUGGUGCUGUGAAGGGGAAGAAGAUGAUUGUGCAGUCUACUAAUACUGGUAGUGAUCUGGGCAACAAUCAUUUUGAUCUUGCGAUGCCCGGUGGAGGGUUUGGUAUUUUCAAUGGGUGCACCGCUGAGUGGGGAAAUCCAUCAACAGGUUGGGGAGCACAAUAUGGCGGAAUCUCAUCUCGAUCGCAAUGUGACGCCUUCCCAGCAGCCCUCAAAGCAGGGUGUUACUGGCGAUAUGACUGGUUUGGCAACUCAGACAAUCCAGAUAUUACAUUCAAGCAGGUUACUUGUCCUGCAGCUCUUACAGCUAAAACGGGUUGUGUAAGAAACGGAGAAAUCCCAACAGGCCCAGACAAUGUGCCUACAUGGAGUCAAGGCUCUAGUACACCAACAGCUACUUCCACAUCAACUAGUACCUCGAAAGCUACAUCAAGCUCAACAAGCACUUUCAAAGCUACAACAAGCUCAACAACCACUUCUGUUGGUGCAGGUAGCACUCCACCAGCAAGUGGAGGCACGGUUCAGCAAUAUGGACAGUGUGGUGGAAAGACAUAUAGCGGGCCUACAGCAUGUGUGGCUCCAUAUACAUGCAAGUUCUUAGGGGAAUAUUACUCGCAAUGCAUAUAG